Anisakis simplex (herring worm) is the source of this 1137-nucleotide messenger RNA. Lineage: Eukaryota; Metazoa; Nematoda; Chromadorea; Rhabditida; Anisakidae. The record is from the annotation of a GenBank genome assembly.
AUGUCUCUUUCCACAACGUCAUUAUUCACCGAUCAAAUGGAUAUGAACGAUGAAGAGGAGGACUUCUUCUACUUUGAUCCAAAGCGAAAAAGAUAUAACCGAUUGUGGAGAUGUUCAGCUGUCAUUAUCGGAUUACUGCUCGGCAUAUCGCUUAUUUAUACUGCCUACUUCAUUUACACUGCUUCAUCAGUUCGAUCUCAUCCUCAUGCGCAUUCAACAGUUCGAAAUGCCUUCUCUUGGAUGUGGACGAAGCAAGAACCGGAAGAAGAUGGCGCACCUGAAUUGGCGAUCUAUUUGGAUCGCUUCAAACGUUUCAUGAAAAAGUGCGAUAUUCAACAUUGGUUCUUCACUGAUUAUGAUUGAUAUGAACGCGAUUAUGGUGGUGGCGUUGAGGUGUUGAAUCGAUUCGAGAUAUAUCUUAAAAAUACAAAUGCAGCGGAUCGUCUCAAUGAGAGAAAUGCGCAGUUGAGCGCUCGUUUCGGUGAUACGAUCUUCUCGGAUUGGAGUGACGACGAAUUCAAGGAGGCUGGUUUCGAUCGAUUUUUGAAAUGUGGUUCGUGUUGGGCUUUUGCUACAGUAGCGACAGUCGAGACUUCAUACGCGAUUAAUAAUCGAGAACUGAGAAGUUUAUCAGAACAACAAUUGCUGGAUUGUGAUUUGGUGGACAAUGCGUGUAAUGGGGGACAUGUCGAUACGGCAUUACAGUAUAUCUAUGAUAACGGUUUAAUGACCGAGUAUGACUAUCCUUACGUAGCACAUCGACAAGAUACAUGCUACCUUCACGGCGCAACAACCACCAUUAAAUCAGCUGUGUUCGUACAUCCGGAUGAAACGUCGAUUAUUGACUGGUUACUUCAUUUCGGACCUGUUAAUGUUGUGAUCAAUGCCACGGCUGAUAUCAAACAAUACAAAGGUGGGGUGUACACACCUGAUCAAUGGGAAUGUGAAAAUAAGAUCAUUGGUCUGCAUGCUCUAAACAUUAUGGGUUACGGCACUUGGAACGAAACAAACGAGAAGUAUUGGAUUAUCAAGAAUAGUUGGGGACAGUCAUAUGGUAUCCAGCAAGGUUACAUGUAUUUUGCGCGUGGUAUAAACGCUUGCGGUAUUGAAGAUCAACCGAUGGGUGUUAUUGCGUGA